Owenia fusiformis is the source of this 2048-nucleotide messenger RNA. The record is from the annotation of a GenBank genome assembly. Lineage: Eukaryota; Metazoa; Annelida; Polychaeta; Sabellida; Oweniidae.
AUUCGAAACACAUGACAAUGUUUAAGUAGCAGCGAUCAUUCAAUACGAACAGCAAACAUUAAGAAUUUUUUUAUUUCGUACUACAACAACAGUUAAACAACCUAGACGGUGACUGGACAGAGGACAACAGAUAAAAUGGAUGGUAAACAUAACAAAGCUUUCCAAGCGGACGACACUGGAAACCAAAUUGAACUAAAUAACGUGUACUAUGCAUCUAAGUAUGCUAGCGAUGACACCAAUAAAGCACAUAAACAAGAUUUGGAAUCAAUUGCAAUUGACUCAGGCUUAACCGACAAGAAAGACACAAACGAAGGUGAUAAUGACGGAAACUGUUGCACAAGAGGAAUCGCAACAAUACACACCUCAAUCACAGGAUUAAUGACUGAUAAUGUAAAGCUUAUUUCAAGAAUUGUUCUUGUGAUACUUCUUCUGUUGUACAGCGCAUAUCUUGGCUAUGCCAUCUACCUCAGUCCCUCUGGAGCCAUUGCUUUGAUUGUAAUCACUGUGUUUGUCCUUGUUUGUCUUGUGUAUGGCUAUAUCAGAGAUAGGCAUGGUGAUAGGAUAAACGAGGCAGUCUGUGUACCAUUGGGAAUAUACAUAGACAAGGCAUGGCCAUGUUUAAAAUGGCUCGUGUAUGUAUGCUUAAUAGUUGGUCUUAUUGUGUUCCUGGUGUUAAACUCGCUAGAUAAACCAGACAAACUCAUUUCUGCCGGGGGACUCGUUCUGUGGGUCAUGUUAUUAUUUAUAACAUCAAAAAGUCCCCAUAAAGUAAACUGGAGACCAGUGAUUUGGGGGCUAGCUCUUCAAUUCAUCUUUGGUCUUCUAGUGCUUCGUUGGUCCGUUGGAUAUACAGCCUUCCAGUUUAUCGGAAGUCAAGUGGAAACAUUCCUAGCAUAUACAGAUGAGGGUUCCAAAUUUGUUUUCGGAGAUCCUCAAUAUCUUCUCCAUGCCGUGGCAUUCAAGAUUCUCCCUGUUAUAGUGUACUUCAGUUCCGUCAUCUCCAUCUUGUACUACAUUGGUGUGAUGCAGAUCAUCAUCUCUAAGAUUGCAUGGUUGAUGCAGGUCACCAUGGGAACCACAGGGGUGGAAUCCCUGAGUGCUGCUGCAAACAUAUUUUUAGGCCAGGUUGAAUCCAGUGUAAUCCUGAGACCAUUCUUGAUGAAAUUGACGGAGUCGGAAUUGCACGCUGUAUUGACUGGAGGAUUCGCCACCAUUGCAGGAACAGUUGUCGCAGCUUUCAUCAAUUUCAAGGCCCCAGCAGAACACGUACUAUCGGCAGCGAUUAUGAGUGCCCCAGCAGCUCUUGCAAUUGCCAAACUUAACUUUCCAGAGACGGAGGAAUCUUGUCUUGUUACCCAAGAUGAUGUAAAGCUAGAGAAAGGGAGCGAGAGGAAUAUUCUCGAAGCCGCGAGUAAUGGAGCAGUAGCUGCCAUUAAACUUGUUGCAGGCGUUGUGGUGAAUCUGAUAGCCUUUAUAUCACUACUAGCAUUCUUGAAUGCAACAUUGUCUUACCUUGGUUCGAUAGUUGGUUACCCGGAAGUCAGCUUUGAGUGGAUAUGUUCUUAUGUGUUCAUGCCAGUUGCGUUCAUGAUGGGCAUACAAUGGGAGGAUGCAGGCAAGGUGGGGAGUCUUAUAGGAACAAAGAUCUUUCUGAAUGAAUUCGUAGCAUAUAGUAGACUUCAACCCCUGGUUGACGCUGGUGAAAUUUCGACCCGCUCUGUUGUUAUAGCGACGUACGCAUUGUGUGGGUUCGGAAGUGUUGCUGCCAUAGGGAUCAAUCUGGGUGCGCUGGGUGCCAUGGCUCCCCUGCGACGCUCAGAAAUGGCUUCAAAAAUGUUACGCGCAAUGAUAAGUGGAAAUAUUGCGUGUUUCAUGACAGCAUGUAUUGCAGGUCUCUUAUACGUAGACGGUGAGACAAUAGACAUAUUAAGGUCAGCCAAUGGAACAGCUAUACUCCAAUCAACAACAAUAUCAGCCUGACAUUAAAACUUAGUAUUCAGUUACAAAAAAUAUACUUGGUGAUGGUGAUUAAGGAUUCCUUGAUUGUA